Syngnathoides biaculeatus (alligator pipefish) is the source of this 2216-nucleotide messenger RNA. It is a transcript of the gene tmem87a, whose product is annotated as Transmembrane protein 87A-like. Lineage: Eukaryota; Metazoa; Chordata; Actinopteri; Syngnathiformes; Syngnathidae. The coding region runs from base 125 to 1852 and encodes 575 amino acids. Gene Ontology annotation, cellular component: membrane; Golgi apparatus. Gene Ontology annotation, biological process: retrograde transport, endosome to Golgi. The transcript is spliced from 20 exons. The record is from RefSeq and is a predicted model, not a curated record.
GAUGUCGCCGAGUGAUGACGACACACUCGGGUUUCUCGCGGUGACGUAGACGGAACCAGGAAGUGGUGCGCUCCGACGCGUCUGGAGACUUUUCCAAGCGUUUUUCAACUGGCUCGUCGCUCCAAUGGCGGACUUCGCGGCGCCGCGGACCAGGACUCUCCUCCUGCUGCUUGUGUCCGGAGUCCUCGGGCCGAGCCGCGCGGUGUCGGAACCCGGCAAAUGGAUCCUCAACUUGGACAGUGACACUUUGAAGAGGCAAAACCUGUUCGUCUUCGCUAAAACCUUGUUCAACAACAGCGUCGUCCAUCUUAAAUGGUCGGCGGGGACCUGCAACUCGUCUUCCCCGGUGCGCUUGAACGUCUCGUGGUACCUGAGGAGUUCUCGGUGCUACGAUGAAGUCUUCAGUCUGGUGCCGACCCAAGCAGAACAGUACUUCCGGUCCGCUCAGGAGAAGCUGGAAGGAGGAAGCGGUUUCUUCGUGUUCCAUCAGUACCCGCUCGUCACUUGCCAGUCCCGCGUGGACCCCAACAUCUUUGGUCUGGAUGCUUUCGACGGGAAAACGCAACUGAGCGGAUUGCAGGCAGGCGAGCGGCAGCAGCAGCAGCAGAAGACGACGACGACGACGACGUCUUUAGCGAGAAACAUCAGCGUUCCUCCCAAACAGGCCGCGGCUCGCGCGCACUUCGACGCGGUGGCCGAGAGCUGGGCGGACGGCCCCUACGCGUUCCUGCUGCGCGUCCGCGAGGUCCCGGAGAAGAACCGGGCUCCCGACCCGGCCCCCUGGAGCAUGCAGCUCCAGGUGCGCGUGACGGGACCUCACGACUACAUCUCGGCCUCGGAAUGGCCGCUCAUGCUGUUCUACAUGGUGAUGUGCGUGCUGUACGUGCUGCUGGCGCUCCUGUGGCUUCUGCUGUCGGCGUGCUACUGGAGGGACCUGCUCAGGAUCCAGUUCUGGAUCGGGGGCGUCAUCUUCCUGGGCAUGCUGGAGAAAGCCGUUUACUACGCCGAGUUUCAGAGCAUCAGAUACGACGGCUUGUCCGUCCAGGGCGCCGUGGUGUUCGCCGAGGUUCUGUCCGCCGUCAAGAGGACGCUGGCCCGCGUGCUGGUCAUCAUCGCCAGUCUGGGAUACGGCAUCGUCAAGCCCAGGCUGGGCGCCCUGCUUCACCGCGUGGUGGGCGUCGGCCUCCUCUACCUGAUGUUCUCGGCGGUGGAGGGCGUCCUGCGCGUCAACGCCGAUCGAGGCGACAACGCCAGCAGCAUCCUCCUGUGCGACGUGGUGCUGGCCCUCACCGACUCGUGCGUCAUCUGGUGGGUCUUUGUGAGUCUGGCUCAGACAAUGAAGCUGCUCCGACUUCGCCGCAACCUGGUCAAGCUUUCGCUCUACACGCACUUCACCAACACGCUCAUCUUCGCCGUCAUCGCGUCAGUCAUCUUCAUCGUCUGGACCACGAAGACCUUCAAGAUGGCCAAAUGUCAGUCAGACUGGCGCGAGCUUUGGAUCGACGAUGCUUUCUGGCGGUUCCUGUUCUCCGCCAUCCUUUUGGUCAUCAUGUUCCUGUGGCGACCGUCUGCCAAUAACCAGAGGUACGCCUUCAGGCCUCUGGUGGACGACGAGGAGAGCGAUGAAGAGGAGGAGGACGAGCUCAUGGUCAACGAAGCGUUCGAGGGCAUGAAGAUGAGGGGCGUGAAGAACGAACCCAACGGUGCCGCCAAGCCCAACAAAGUGGACGAGGAUCUCAAAUGGGUGGAGGAGAACAUCCCGUCGUCCAUGGCCGACGUGGCCCUGCCCCCCCUGCUCGACUCGGACGAGGAAACCAUGACGACCAAGUUUGAGAUGUCCAAGAUGGAGUGACGCCGCCGCCGCCGCCGCCGCCCUUGAGCAAGCAAGAGGGAGGAAAGCAACGUUUGUGUGACGGAUCUCCAACUUUAUGAGCUUUGUAAGCGUCAACUGGACGAACACUCACCGUGGCUUUUUUUUUUUUUUUGGGGGGGGGGUGUGUGUGGGGGUUUUACAAUGAAUACUUUUUAUAUUUAUGUACAUUAAGACGCGUAGACGUAUUUUCAUAGCUUCUUUGCAUGUAACGAUGUGUAUGCUGUUGCCAUGGCAGCGCUGCUGUUGUGUGUGUGUGUGUGUGUGUGUGUGGGUCUCUGUUGUGCUUGGGCCUCUUUGGACUUCUCCAAAUCAUAACAGCGUCUUUAUAAACUUUCAUUCACCA